UCAUAUAUAAACAACCCCUUUCGCCUCAGCUUCUUCAUCCUUCGCCUCAUUCGAAAAUAUCAAACAAAAGAUUAAACCCAAAAGCAAUAGAAAGAGAGAGACGGGGGCUUUUCUUUUUCUAUUGUUCUUCUGGCUCGAAAGUGAUUAAGAUGGAAGCAAUGAAUGGAUGCUCAUCUUCUACAACAUCAUCUGAUUCAUCUUCUUCGGAGUCUAAUAUGUCUGCGAGGGCUUCAAACAAAGCUGAGAAGAUUAAAGGUCCCUGGAGUGCCGAGGAAGAUAGGAUUUUGACUCGGCUUGUUGAAAGGUAUGGACCUAGGAACUGGACUUUGGUAAGCCGAUAUAUAAAGGGUCGAUCAGGGAAAUCUUGCAGGCUUAGAUGGUGUAACCAGCUGAGCCCCAACGUCGAACACCGUCCGUUUUCUCAGGCGGAGGAUGAAAGCAUCUUGGCUGCUCACGCUAGGUAUGGUAACAGGUGGGCAACCAUUGCUAGAUUGCUUCCUGGAAGGACUGAUAAUGCUGUGAAGAAUCAUUGGAACUCAACGUUAAAGAGGAGGGCAAGAGAAGGACAACAUCAUCAACAACAACAAGAACAUCAGCAACAGAUCUUACCGAGUACUCAUCAUCAGCCAAUGGAUGGUGGUGAUCAUAGUGCAUUGGGAUCUAUGAGAAUGGUGAUAGACGAGGAAGCGUUGACGGCGUUGACCCUUGCGCCGCCUGGUAGUGGUGUUAAUAUUAAAAGCUCGGCGGCGGCGGCGGAGAGAAGGAGAGAGGAGAGAGUGCCGACGGAGUUUUGGGAUGUGAUGAGAGACGUGAUAGCAAGAGAGGUUAGAGAAUAUAUGAGCUCCACGUUAUCAGCUGAGACGCCAGGGUUUCAUUAAGAUCAAAAUAAAUGGCUAAUUAGGCUAUAAGCCAAUCUGUUUUAUGUUAUGGUCUAGUCUGGGGUGGUUUUACGUUUCUCUUGGUGUUAAUACGUUAGUCUUCGUUUCUUCUCCUUGUUUCUAAAGGGUAAAAACAACUUCCAACAA
This is a messenger RNA of Hibiscus syriacus, 1025 nucleotides long. RefSeq names its product transcription factor MYB105-like. The record is from RefSeq and is a predicted model, not a curated record. Lineage: Eukaryota; Viridiplantae; Streptophyta; Magnoliopsida; Malvales; Malvaceae. The transcript has a single exon. Bases 150 to 878 code for a protein of 242 amino acids.